GCCGAGAAUACCAUCGAAAAGGGAACAAAAAAACAUAAAUAAAUAAAGUGCCCUUAUUUUGUUUUAAUUUAUCCUUCAUCUUUACAUUUCCUUUCCCCCCCCUGUGUUUAUCCCUUUUUUCUUUAUGUAAAUUUUUUCCCCCUUGGCCAUAAUACUGCGUAGCAGCACAGGGAGAAAAAAAAAAAAAAAGAUUCACACGCAAAACUCAUUUAGAAAUAGAACAACGAGGAGGAGACCACCUUUGAGGCGAUUUUAGCAGAAGAAACGGUUUUACAGAAAAUGAAGAGAAGGUAACGGCCAAGUUCGCUUCAACAUCGAGAGACGUGUACCUAUAUGCCCGUCGAAAAUAAUGCCGACUGAAAGUUGAAACACCGUACCCGGAACGAACCUGUACGUAAAGAUAAUUAUCCCCUUUUUGAUUGUCCAAACGGACGUAUGCCCAGUGUACACAAAAAAAAGGAAAGAACCUUCUCGCAUGCCCGAGUGAACAGGCACACUGAUAGAUUUUCUCCAUCAUUUGGGAAGAGUUAAACUGUCGAGAGGCGCUUCUCGUCGAAGCUUUUUUUACUGAAAAAUGAAGACCGAAACGACGGUGGAGGAAAACAGGGACAAUCCCGAGGAUGGUCCUUUGGGACUCCUGUCCGAGUGCGUCAAGGACAACGCACAAGUUUUAAUUAACUGCCGCAAUAAUAGGAAACUUCUGGCGCGGGUUAAAGCUUUUGAUAGACACUGUAAUUUGUUGCUGACCGAGGUUCGAGAAAUUUGGGUGGAGGUGGUGAAGGACAAAAAGAAGAAAAAAAAAAUUAACAAGGACAGAUACAUCAGCAUACUCUUUUUAAGGGGAGACUCCGUUAUUUUAAUUUUGAGAAAUCCAAAGUGAAGCUUAUGAAGGAAGAGCAAGUUAGCAACUGUGAGGUGACGCAAAGGUGGACGAGC
This is a messenger RNA of Plasmodium coatneyi, 936 nucleotides long. RefSeq names its product Small nuclear ribonucleoprotein Sm D2. NCBI's taxonomy places the organism in Eukaryota, Apicomplexa, Aconoidasida, Haemosporida, Plasmodiidae. The record is from RefSeq and is a predicted model, not a curated record. Gene Ontology annotation, biological process: spliceosomal snRNP assembly; RNA splicing. Gene Ontology annotation, cellular component: U5 snRNP; U4/U6 x U5 tri-snRNP complex; U1 snRNP. The transcript is spliced from 3 exons. The coding region runs from base 575 to 880 and encodes 101 amino acids. Gene Ontology annotation, molecular function: RNA binding.